AGUCCCAAGUUCCGUUCUGUUUCAGUCGCCACCCAAAAUCCUGCCACAUGAGCGGCCGCGGCGGCGGCGGCCGCAUCCCCAUCCCCGCCUACAUGUGCUGGCCGCCGUCCGGUGCGCAAGCGAGCACGGAUGAGUGGAUGACACAGCGCCCGCUUUGAUGCGACACGGGCUGGAUCCGCGGACGCUUGACAUCUACGAGGAAAUGGUGCUCAACUUCAUCUACCGUUUCCUCCCCAAGCCUUCGGUCUCUGUUGCCGCCACCCUGUCCUGCGCCGCCGCUGACGCCGAGAAACGCGAUGGAGUCGACCGCAUCAGCGGCCUCCCCGACGACCUCCUCCGCUGCGUUGUCGCCUGCCUCCCCGCUAAGGACGGCGCCCGCACCGCCGUGCUCUCUACGCGCUGGCGCGGCCUCUGGUGCUCGGUGCCCCUCGUCCUCGUGGACACCCAUUUCCUCCCCCGCGGCGGCGCAGAGGGCCGGCCCCCGAGCCCUGGCUUCGUCUCGCACGCCGUUCGCCGCGCCGUUUCCGACGCCCUCCGCGCGCAUCCUGGACCGUUCCCCUUCGUCAGCAUCUCUUGCCAGUUCAUGGAAGCCGUCGAUGCGGACCGCGCCGUGCUCGCUCGCUGGUUCUAGCUCCUCGCCACCAAGGGCGUAAGGAGCUCGCCUUUGUCAACCGCCCCACUCCCCUCAUUGACCUGCGCAUCCCUGCCGCGCUCUUCAGCUGUGCCUCCCUUCGCCGCCUGUAUCUCGGCGCAUGGAUUUUCGUCGACACAGCCACUCUCCCACAUGGCGCCUCCUUCCCCAGUCUGCAGGAGCUCGUCCUAGGUGCUAUCGUACUGGAGGACCGCGACCUCGACUUCCUGCUCUCCGCGAGUCCGGUGCUUGAGAUCCUGACCUUUAUUGGAAGUGUGAGGCCUCGUUCGGUUGUAGCCACCAAACCGCCUGGAUCCGGCUGGAUUCAAUCCUGGGCCUCGCUGCGUCCCACAGGUCUAGGCUGGCCAGUAGCAGGCUGCCCACCUUGUCAUUAUGUCAGCAGUGUCACAAUCGUCACCCACGCUGUCUGCAUCCAUGUAUGAUGGCCGCCUGGAUUCAAUCCGGACCUCUAGAGUCGUGGAACCAAUCCUGUUCAAAAUCUACAUGUCAAUCCUGGAUUACAUUCCCCCAUGCAUUUACUCUGCAAUGGAAAGGAGAUACUCUCUCCCUCCCUGGAUUAGUUCCACCUGGAUGCAACCGAACAUGCCCUGAAGGGUUUGCGCGCCCGUCUUGCCAGCCACAGCCUACGCUGCGCACAGUUCUGUCUAUGCUUUGUUGAAGAAGUGUCGGUACUGGACGCCCCAUGCCUGGAGCGGCUCUUCAUCUGGAGAUGCCCAAGCUCAAGCGUGAGAGUCAAGAUUGGCCAUGCUCCUCAGUUGAGAAUGCUGGGUUACCUGGAGCCAGGAGUGCACGUACUGGAGAUUGGCAACACCGUUAUCAAGUCAACAACAAAGCCAAGUCCUAAAACGACUGUUCCAAGCGUGCGGAUGUUGGCACUGGACCUGCAGUUCAGAAUUCACAAUGAGGUCAAGAUGCUGCCAAGUUUUCUGAGAUGUUUUCCCAAUGUUGAAACACUGUGUAUCCAGUCAGAAAAACCUGUUGAGCCCACCGAUUGCCUGAACGUCAAGUUUUGGGAAGAAGCUGGUCCCAUCAAGUGCGUGCAGUCAAACCUCAAGAGACUUAUGCUCCGGGAGUUUCAUGGAGAUGACAAUGAGUUUGCUUUUCUUAUGUAUAUUGCUGAAAAUGCCAAGGUAUUGGAGUCAAUGGUUCUUGUGAUGGGACUCCGAAGGCACUCUGAACCAGAACAAAUGGCAGCCAGAAUGAAAGCCCUGGAUAACGCAAGAUGGGCAUGUGGAAGCAGCAAACUCAGGUAUAUGAUUUCCCAGCUUGGUGAAGAAGAAGGCAGUGUUUGGAAUUUCACAGUGGCAUCUGACUUCAUGUGGAAUGAUCCGUUCUUCUGUGGAGUUUAGAUAGUGCAUAUCGUGCCUCUUCUGCGUCAAAUUGUGUAAUCAUUUCUGCUAACAGUUCUGUCUGGUGAUCUGGUCUGUGGUGACUUGUGAACCGUAUCAGCCUGUAUGCCACUACCACAGCACUGCCCACAUGGUUGUAGGCGCUGAUGUUGUUAUAUGGUAUGACCAUGGCUCGCCCGUUCUUGUUUAAUUGUUUCUUGAGCAUCAGCAUGUUUCUCUUCCAAAUCCUGGAUUGGGAAAGGUGGGACGACUAGCGAUGUCAGGUUGUUUCAGCAGAGCAUGAAGCUGUAAGGUUUUGCCGUGGCCCGUGGGGACGUUUUUGUUCGCUUGUUUCUAGAUUUAUAUGAAAGUUGUCAUAAGUUCUGCAUGGUGAAAGCUUCGGCAUUUCUCCUUAUUUUUAUGUACACUGAUGCCUUGGAACUUGGAAUAGCAAAUAAUCCGUUGGAUUAUGGACUUGCACACAAAUCAUUCAUGAAUCGAAAUGGCUGAACCCUAAUAACAGCAGUGCAGUGAACAGCUUGCUGCAGAUAGAUCCAGCCUCAGGUUUGCAGAACUGUAGCGAGCUCCUUCCUCCCCGUCUACCCGUCAGCUGGCCGUCGCACCCAAAACCCCAGGCUGCCAGCCGCCGCCGCGACCCACCACGACACCAUGUCCGCUGCCUCGGCGCUCCGGCCGACCGAGCUAUUUCCCCUCCCUAGCGGGCUCUCCCUUUCGCCGCGCCUCAAGCUUCUGCUCACCUUCUUCCGCGCCGACCUUACCGUCCGGCCCCUCGACGAGUGGCAGCUCAAGUCCGCCCUCCUCGCCUUCCUCCGCGACCCGCCUCUCUCCCUCCCGCUCCUCCCCGACUCCGACCUCUCCGUGAGCCGCCUCCCUGACCUCCAGAAGCGCCGCCGCGAGGAGCCCGUAGCCUCUGGGGUCCUCCACGUUCGCGACCUCACCUUCCUCCGCCCCCGCAAGGGCGACGGCGAGGCCGAGGAGAUGACCCGGGAGCAGGAGGAGGAGAAGUACUUCGAGUGGCGGAACACCCUGGUCCAGAAGCUCGAAGGCAUCGAGCUCAACCUCGAGGGAGUGAAGUUCCGGAUGACCGUUGAGAUCCCGUCGUCCGACGACUUCAGAACGAUGAAGAAGUCAUGGGAGGAUUUCUACUCCUCCGAGCUACUCAAUAGCAGGAAUCCGGUGAGAAAGAUAGCAAAAAGGCCAGACACUAUUAUCGUCCGUGGCGUGCCUUCCAGAUGGUUUGCGGAGACAAGAGUAUCAUCCAAACCUUCCACGCUGGUCACCCACACUAUUUUCUCAGCUCUUGGUAAAAUAGGCAACCUAAAAAUUGCCAAUGAUGAUGAGAUAGAAGCUAAAGGAGAUGGAGCCAGUAAGGAGCUCAUAUCUGGACUUAAUUGCAAAGUUUGGGUGCAAUUUGAGAACUAUGAUGACUUCCACGAUGCAAUGAAGGCAUUAUGUGGACGCUCUUUAGAGAAGGAAGGAUCUCGGUUGAAAGUAGACUAUGACGUGACCUGGGACCGUGAAGGUUUCUUUCGCAUUGCUCAAUAUGAGCCAGCUGGUAACAAUUCAGGGGAGAGGGAUUCAUCAGCAUCGGUUCAUGGCCGGAGGAAACAUCACACUUCACGCAUUGAGUCAGAUUAUAGGAAGAGAUUCAGGGAUUGAUGACACAGGUCCAUGGUAUGAGCGAUAUUCCUUUGUCCUCUGGAGAGGGAAAACAGCUGCAUUGUACCACUAUUGUUUCAUUCUCAGAUUUGAAGUUAUAUUUCUCCUCUGUUCACACUUAACCGAACAGAAAAAUCUUCUAACUAAUUGAUAGUUAUUAUUAGUAUCAGUUUUAUCCUUGUUGAUACCCUGAGGCCAGAGUGUACCACAAAACCAAACUGUUUUAUUUCUUUGCAAAGAAUUCUUUAGCAUAUUGAACGUCA
Molecule: messenger RNA, 3923 nt
Organism: Sorghum bicolor (sorghum)
Lineage: Eukaryota; Viridiplantae; Streptophyta; Magnoliopsida; Poales; Poaceae
Exons: 7
Coding region: 2650-3660 (336 amino acids)
Source: RefSeq, a predicted model, not a curated record